Messenger RNA from Gadus chalcogrammus (walleye pollock), 1532 nucleotides. Its product is annotated as zinc finger protein 646-like. The record is from RefSeq and is a predicted model, not a curated record. Gene Ontology annotation, biological process: regulation of DNA-templated transcription. The transcript is spliced from 7 exons. The coding region runs from base 120 to 1457 and encodes 445 amino acids. Gene Ontology annotation, molecular function: DNA-binding transcription factor activity, RNA polymerase II-specific; RNA polymerase II cis-regulatory region sequence-specific DNA binding. NCBI's taxonomy places the organism in Eukaryota, Metazoa, Chordata, Actinopteri, Gadiformes, Gadidae.
ACAGCCGCCGCCAAAACAAUCACUACAAAGAAGAAAUAUUUUCUUUUCGGAAGAAGGUCCCCACAAAGCGGCCCUAUUUCUUUACAAUCAAAAAAAGUAAAACAAACCGUAAAGCAAGCAUGUACGCCAGGACAAAUGCCGGGAGUACGCAUGGAGACUUUCAGGACAGAAACGGAGGAAAUUAUGUGACAUCGGCAGAGUCUUUUGGACACUGCUCUCAAUUGUUCUGGAAAAAGGAUCCCAAUGACUCCGGACCGAGUUCGACCAUCAGUUGGUGCGACCAGCUGCCUUCGUCCUCGGCCUCGCUCUCCGCCUCCAGCAUCACCCUGGACUCCCGGGCGGCGGUGGCGUCCACGGGCAUCACAGCGGCGGACAUCGCGGCGGCUGAGCUUGAAUCAGACGAGAGGCCCUAUGCCUGCGACCUGUGUAGCUGCGCCUACAAGCACGCCAGCUCCCUGCUGAACCACAAGCUCACCCACAGGACCGGGGACUUCCGAUGCGACUUCUGCAGCAAACCCUACAACAACUACAUGUCGCUGCGCAACCACAUGCGCAUCCACGGCCAGAAGCGGUACGCGUGCGAGCUGUGCGGCAAGGCCUUCCGCCUGGCGCGCUACCUGCGCAACCAUCAGAAGAUCCAUGACGACGGGCCCAACCGCUUCGACUGUCCGUCGUGCUGCAAGAGCUUCCGCACUAUGCUCGAGCUCGCCCAACACCGCUGCAACGCGGCGUCAGGCCAGGUGGGUGGGAAGAACCGGUUCAACUGCCCGUCCUGCUUUAAGAGCUACCGAACCAUGCUGGACCUGGCCCAGCACCGCUGCAGUGCCGCUGCCAAAAACCAGCCGGGCGGUCGUCGAACUAACUACUCCGCCCAGCGGCGCCAGCGAGCGCAGCAGCAGCAACAAAAUCAACAACAACAACAACAACAACAGCAACAACAACAGCAGCAGCAGCAACAGCAGCAGCAGCAUCAGAACAGCAACACUACUCCCAUGAUGCAGCAGCAGCACGGCGGCCACUCCCAGCAGGAGCCCAUGGCCUCUCAUUGUGUGUCCCCCAUGUCCCAGUCAGGGGGCGUGGUCAGCCAAUCCAUCUCGGACCCCCACCAGGGGCGCUCCAGCUCAUCCUCCUCACAGAGCCAGGGGGGCCAGCAGAACAUGAGGAGCAGCUCCUCAAGCAAACACCCUUCCUCGUCCAACACCUCCUCCUACUCUCUGCUCCAGCCCCUGGUGCCUGAGGUAAAGGACAUGGGAUCUGCAUACACUAGACUGAACGCCAGCCAUCCCAUGCCCAAGCACCAGGACGCCUUCUCUCUGGCCCCACAGCGGCCCCUCACCACCAUCAACCCCAUCAGCCACGGGCUCCAUCCGAACGGGGCCCCCACGCUCAAGCCCUCCCCUGUGGCACGCACCAUCCAGGGCAUGCCGUGGGAGCAGCGCUCCCUCUACAACCAAUGAAAGCCCUGAGCCAGCCCCUCCAGCACCGCCCCAAGCGUUGCCGCCCCGCCCUUUCCUCAUGACUCCCACCUCCCU